CCAGCUUCCUCCUCCGCCCUCCCUCUUAUCAACAUCCCUUCCAUACGCUCCGCACGCUCUGCUCGGCCAGUCUCUGUCUUAUACUGCAUAGGACGGAUAUGAAUGAUGGCCGCGCAAGCUCUUAAUCCGCCUCCACCCCCGGCAUGGGUUGUCAGGCUAAACACCCCGAUGCCGCGCCCAACCAAAGAGGCCGCCAGCAUCCCCGAUCCUCCAGGUUUCUCGAAGAAAACGGGCGGUAAAAAUCGUGCGCAGCAGUCUUCAACAACCGCCGCCCCAACCAAACCCGAGGACACCGAUACCUUGAAACUAAAGAAGGCCUGGGAGAUUGCUCUGGCUCCCUCAAAGCAGAUUCCCAUGAAUGCGAUCAUGAUGUACAUGUCUGGAAACAGUCUCCAGAUCUUCAGUAUCAUGAUGGUCUUCAUGCUCUUCAAGGGCCCUAUCCAAGGCCUCAUCAACACCAACACUGUCUUCACCAAAUUCGAAACUGAAGGGACUCGGGGCAAGCUCCUGGGCGUAAAGGCCAUCUAUGUAGUGAUGCAGCUAGUGUUGCUGUGCUUGGGUGUAUGGAAGGUCAAUGCAAUGGGCCUUUUGCCGACUACGAGAUCGGACUGGUUAGCUUGGGAAUCAGAACGUCAACCGUUGGAGCCGGCUUAUUUCACAUUUGGAUGAUUCCCCGAAGUAUAACUCUUUAGGUACAUACUAUCAGUACACAAAGUAUGGAAAUGCUGUAAUGGUAAUAUUCAGCGAUGUUUUCGUGCAAAGGGAUUAUUGGUAUUGUCUUGAAUUGCUUCCUAUAUUCGUUUUGGGUUCAAUAUAUAAA
Messenger RNA from Aspergillus homomorphus CBS 101889, 820 nucleotides. Its product is annotated as ER membrane protein complex subunit 4. NCBI's taxonomy places the organism in Eukaryota, Fungi, Ascomycota, Eurotiomycetes, Eurotiales, Aspergillaceae. The coding region runs from base 103 to 669 and encodes 188 amino acids. Gene Ontology annotation, biological process: protein folding in endoplasmic reticulum. Gene Ontology annotation, cellular component: EMC complex. The record is from RefSeq and is a predicted model, not a curated record. The transcript has 3 exons.